Messenger RNA from Capronia epimyces CBS 606.96, 4218 nucleotides. RefSeq lists its product as uncharacterized. Gene Ontology annotation, cellular component: cytoplasm; TSC1-TSC2 complex; nucleus. NCBI's taxonomy places the organism in Eukaryota, Fungi, Ascomycota, Eurotiomycetes, Chaetothyriales, Herpotrichiellaceae. Gene Ontology annotation, molecular function: GTPase activator activity. Gene Ontology annotation, biological process: regulation of small GTPase mediated signal transduction; positive regulation of GTPase activity; negative regulation of TOR signaling. The coding region runs from base 1 to 4218 and encodes 1405 amino acids. The record is from RefSeq and is a predicted model, not a curated record. The transcript has a single exon.
AUGCCCGGGUUGGGUCAGAGUUCUCGCAGUCUAGACAGUUCUACUCCAGUGGAUCGAAACACUGAGAAGUUGCCCCGUGAUGAGGCACCCCUGGAUCUGAGAGAAAUCCUACAAGAGGGACGUUUGCUCACUGACACGCCGGACGAGGCACGUUCUUGGCUUCUCGGGUUUGGCAACUUCCGAUCUGGCACGGAUGUUUCGCUCAGAUUUCUUGAUAUUCAUAAAGACGAUCAAGGCCAUCCGGGCACUGUCUCCUUGCUUUCACUACUGAUCCAAUGGGUCCCAGUCUGGGCGAAGAAAGCGGACCGGGCAAGAAAGGAGCACAAGAACUCACGGUCAGGUCCUGUCAAGGACCAAAAGAAUUUGCUCUGGCUACUCCGAUAUGUUUGCGACUACAUCGAGUUGGGACAUGUCGGCUUCGCCCCUCUCGAACUGUCCCAAACAGUGAAUUGUGCAACGACUGUUUGUUUGAACGCUAGCCGGGAGGAAGAUAUCAAUGCUGGUAUCAACAUUCUCUACGCUGUUCUUCUACACUUCGAGUAUCCUAGGGAUGGCCUUGAUGAGACACUGGUGGUUCUAUGCGCAUCUGCGGCAAACCUGUCACCGCUGCCAGACCAUCUAUUGGAUUGUGCAAAAUUUCUUGCUGCCGGAUACCUCCAUCAAGAAGUCAUGGAGACUCUCUAUUCUUUCCUACAGACACCUACUCUUGAGAACGGGGCCAAGAGUAUGUCGCAUGCCAGAGGCGCCACCGUCCUUUUGAGAGCUCUCGUGGACGAGCGACGCGUCAAUGAUGGCUUCGUCCUGGAGUCGGAAGUCUGCCUCGAACAGCUUCAAUCGGCCGCCAAAAAUGGGGUAUUUCGACUCUGCCACGACAUACUCGGCCUUCUGCACGCUGUUCUUGCUAGUGAGCAAGGAAGGUCCGAGAUUUCUACCCUGGAUUUUAGUCUUAUCAUCAACAUUAUCCGGCUUUGCCUAGCAAUGACUCCUCCAAGUCAUCCUGGAACAACCACUACAAGGACCACUCUGUCACCGACCUCGAGUCAGGAUGAGGAGUUCAAUCGACACUAUGGAAAGCGUUUCCGGGAAAGAGAUUCCAUGGUUACCACGCUGGGUCAAGAUCUGUGUCUUGAGUGGGAGCAGCUUCCUGUUUUCAGUCGUAAUGUUGUCCAUGAGUUUUUUCUGGAUUUCCCUCAGUAUGCAGAGCCAUCUCAAUUGUCGCUAACAUUGGACUAUGCGAACGACAAGUAUCUGCUACUUGGUGAGCCUGGUGUCAGAAAAAAGUAUUCUGAUCUGAUCUACGAGCGGAUUGUGCAAAAGCAAUCCUUACCGGCGACAUGUCGCAUCCAAGCUAUCGGAUUCCUCGUUCAAAUGGGCAACCAAGCUGAAGAUGGCUCGGCAAAUGAUCAACGCAGCGAUACCUACGUGUGGGUACUCGAGAGGCUCUUAGAUCAGACUGACGUUGAGCAAGAUGCACAGGUGCUCGGAGCGCUACUCACGUUCAUGGAAUCACUGGUCUCCAACCGUGGCGAGGCAGUCAAACAGGACGAACUGACAGCGCGCAUGAUCGAACGACUCAACACUCUGGUUUUCUCAGGUUCAGCUGGAGGCCCUUUCAACGACGAGCUCGCCAUAUCAGCCACCAAAGUCCUGGUAACUAUUUUCAGCUACAGCAUUCAUACCAAUGUAAGACCAGCCGUCCGGUCGAUCCAGGUAUUACUUGAUAUCGCAAGUUCCCGCUGCAAAUACCGCCCAGCAAGGCUGGUAUCGAAACAGCUUCUAUUUCGCAUCCGAGCAGAUGAUGCUGGCUUCAUUUACAUUGCAAAAACCAGUGAAAGCCGUCAUAUUGCAAGUGCACUUCUACGCACGCGCGAAUCAGUCGAGAUCUUCAAUCACGAACUGCCUUCUUCACAGCGGCACUCGGCAAGUAGCACCAGUCUAUCAACAAAAUCCGACGUCGGCGAACCGCUGUGGAUGUACCCAGAUACCGAAGAUGUGACAUUCCCCUUGGCUGGGCGUGCUUCCACCAUCCUCAAUGUCGACAUGUCUACCAAUCCGGACAUACAGGCUGAGCUUGACAUGGACACCUGGCUCAUGAGCAUUAUAAGAUGCUUCCAAACUGACGCCGACUGGGAGACCUACAGCUAUACCGUAGUGCACGCAGCUGCACAAGUCAACAAUAUCGCUCUAUUCCUCAACUCCAUGGAAGCUGUUGUCAAGCUGCGCCAGGUUCUUUGUGAUCAGGUCGUCAAUAACGCAUUCCGAGAGGCGCCUCCCCAGACUGGACUGAAGCGUUCCGAUGUCGCCAUAUGCUUAUUCAACUUCCUGAUUGCUUUGAUCCCCUAUGCCACCAUGAAAUCAGAGGCGGUUCAGAAGGGCUUUGGAGAUGAUCUUGUUAGGACAUUCCUAUCUGGACUCGGCGGAGCUUGGGAAGGGACAUCUCGUCCUUGUAUCCAGGCGCUGUCCAUCUGCAGUCUGGAGAUACCAGCAUCGGUAGCGACAUUAUACCCCACCAUCAUCGACAAGAUGUCAAAGAAUAUGACCCAAGCUCACCUCACCGCCCACAUCUUGGAGUUUUUGACUCAAGUUUCGCUUUUGCCGCAGAUGCAUUCAAACCUCAACCCAGACGAGAUUCAGAUGAUAUUCGGGAUGUGCAUACAAUUCCUUGAGAAGACAAGGGAGCAGCAACACGCCUCUCUGACCUCGCCUCCUGGGAGAAUCCACCUGCCCUCGCGCCAUAGUGGGAUGAACUUCCGACGCCCACCAUAUCGAGCAUCCAUGCUGACGGACAUUGGACUGCCCCAAUAUUCUGCUAGUUUGGCCUAUCACAACAUGAUCUUCUGGUUUCUUUCGCUUCGCCUCGAUAUUCGAGCAAAAUAUGUCAAUUGGAUUGUCCCGAGGCUGGUUUGGAAAAAUGCACGAGGAGAAGAAACGAUCGAUGAGCAAAGUGAAGUGUUGAUUGACAUGAUGCAAAGGUCGGCGUUUUCUGACCUGGGGGAAACAUCUCUAGAUCCCAACUUUGCAGAGCCUGAAGACGGUCCAGUGACAUCAGCUUCAUGGAUUGUAGGCCUCAGUGUCAUCACAGCCCAGACCGCCGGCCGUACGGGCAAGACUCAGAUCAUCAAGCGCCAGGCUUCAGGCACGACUUAUGCCAGGUACGAACAGACGACAGGGCCUGUACCUACUCAUCUUGCACCAUAUCACACGGAGAUCCGUCAUCAAGGAGUGGCCACGAUUGAAGUGCUGCCAUCGCAUAUCCUUCUCCAAAUGGUGGCCAGCGCCGCCGCGACGAGUGUGGCUGACCAACCGUUACUUUUGCCCAAGGAGGACUCUGUCACACGCGCUCUGGAGAGCAUUGAUCGCAUUCCGACCGUGUCUAGCCACAAGAUCGGUGUGCUUUACAUUGGCGAGGGGCAAUUCGCCGAGUCUGAAUACCUUGCAAAUGUCACAGGGUCUCGCGACUUCGAGCGUCUUCUCGAAGCCCUCGGUUAUGUUGUAUCGUUGAAACCACCCGUACACUUCAAUCCCCAAGGGUUAGAGUACCACCGAGAUGGCGAUCAAACAAUAGCGUGGCGAGACCGAGUUAACGAGAUUGUCUAUCUCGUCCCGACGAUGAUGCCGACCGAUCUUGAGGACGAUCCUCACUGCAUAAUGAAGAAGGCGCAUGUUGGCAACUGCCAUGUCAACAUCGUCUUCAACCGAUCAGGUUUGGCAUGGAAAUUCGAUAAUUUCAAAUCUCAGUUGAAUUAUGUCAACAUUGUGAUUACGCCUGCCUGCCAUGCGCGGGCAAACCCAGAUCCUGACAUCUUGCCCGGAUUCUAUUUGGUUCAGGUAGUGACACGAGACGGUAUCCCCAACAUAUCCCCGGCUGCGGAACCUAAGCUCAUUUCAGCCGCUCAGCUGGGUUCGUUCGUUCGAGUUCUGGCAUUGAAUGCCAAUCUGUUUUGUCAGACGUGGAAUACCAAAGAUAGCGAUACGGAGUUCCCAAGUACGUGGCGAGCAAGACUUCAACAUAUCAAGAGAUUGAAGGAACGAAUGAUCAACAAAUCCGGUGAGAAGCAGGCUGCAGGUCUUGCCCCAGCCUCGAGCGCCGGUUCAGCACCAGGUGCGGCCGGAGGCAGAAGGACGCCAGCUCGGGAGGAAAUUGGCGGCAUUCGAAAGGGCGGCGCCCUGGCGGCGCAGUUAGACUUUAGUUCGUGGACUCUCCAAAAGGAGUUCUGA